GCUCCCAGUCCCAGCUAAAGUAAGAAGAGAAAAGGACUUUCAUUCUCUUUCCUUUUUUUCUUUCAAAAUCGGUAAUUCAGCUCUAACUCCUCGCAUUUCUGCAACCCAACAACUGCUGCUGCUGCUACUUGUUUCAGUUAAAUGCCAGGCUUCGUUUUGGAUUCCCGCCUCAUCCUCUCCGCUUGAGAUGAUGCUCUCCCACCUGUAGCUAUUCUGAGUGUUUCCUUUCUUGCUUUCCCGAUUAUGGCUAUCCGGGGAGUUGAUUUCAAGUGGUACGAUGGCUUCUUCUUGUCCAUGCUGGCGACGAGCGUUUAUUUUCGGAAUUGGGAAUUGGGUGUUGUUCUUCCUAAAUGGUUCCCCGCUGACAGAAUAAUUGUUGCCAUCAAUUGGAAGCGCUAUCAUUUCUGUACCCACCCUCUGCACAUAUGGAUUGUGGUUGAUUACACUACCGUGUUUGUGUUUCGUCUGUUGAUGUUCAUAGAUAAUGGACUUGCUGCUGGAAUGGUAUUGGAUUUUGGAUGGCAGCAGAGAUAUGCCCUUUAUUGUGGAAGAGUGGUGGUUAUUUCAAUCUUGUCGAUGAUGCUCUAUCCGUUUCUAUGGGCUUGGACUGUGAUUGGAACACUUUGGUUCACAAGCGCAAGAAAUUGUUUGCCAGAAGAAGGUCAGAAAUGGGGUUUCCUUAUUUGGUUGCUGUUCAGCUACUGUGGACUCGUAUGCAUUGCUUGCAUGUGUAUUGGAAAGUGGCUAAGUAGAAGACAAGCACUGGUUGCACGGGCACAGAAUGGAGUUCCUGUUACAGAAUAUAGGGUUAUAGUCGACAUGAUCCAGGUUCCGGACUGGGCAUUUGAAGCUGCUGGUCAAGAAAUGCGUGGUAUGGGUCAAGAUAAUAAUACUGCAUACCACCCGGGACUUUAUUUAACUCCUACUCAGAGAGAAGCUGUCGAAGCUCUGAUUCAGGAGCUACCAAAGUUCAGGCUAAAGGUUGUUCCAACAGAUUGCAGUGAAUGUCCAAUUUGCCUAGAAGAGUUUCGUGUUGGGAAUGAGGUUCGUGGCUUGCCUUGUGCCCACAAUUUUCAUGUUGAGUGCAUAGACGAGUGGCUGCGGCUGAACGUGAAAUGUCCGAGGUGCAGGUGCUCGGUGUUUCCCAACCUCGACCUCAGUGCCUUGUCCAAUAUAGAGAGGUCUUCAACACCAACCACUGUAACUACUUCCACCCGUUACAUGAGGUCACAACCUGCAAGCGAAAGCUACCGAUUGAGGUUACAAGGCUUCCUUAGGCCGGUCCGUAGUGGUGAGGUCAGACCUCCAACUCCGCCAACUGAUGCAGCAAGCAAUAGUGCUGAAAGUGACGUAGCUCUGGCAAUCGAGCAACCUGAAACGAGUGAACCAGGGGGUCAUGAUCAUGUGAGUCAGCUGAUCCAAGAUCAGCAGUAGAUAAUUGGUGUGUGAACCUCUCGACUUCUCAACUUCUAACCAUCCCAGCUAGAGAACCAAAAUAUGGGUUUGUCCAUUAAAGAGUGAUGAUCAGCGUGGUCAAACCAACUUCUUCCGUUUGUCAUUUGCAGCCCUGUUGUCUUGAUGUGGAACUUGCUUCAUUUUGUCUAUAAGAUCCCGUGAAGAGACGCUAGGAACUGUGUUGUGAUGUAAUGACUAAGUUCUCACUCAUCGCUAUAACGGUAAUGAUUCAAUGCAUGAUAGACCCACUAUUGACGGUUCAGUUGAAAUGUUAUCUGUUGCUUGGUAUGGUUUGGACUAAGGUAGGUAGAGAUUAGAAAAUGACUAGGCGGAUUAAGUGUCUGGUUGCUUGGCAUGGUCCAUGAGAUCGAUCCUACCGGAAAAGUCAGCGGUAGGGUAUUUUAUGGUAAAACCGUGGUU
This is a messenger RNA of Linum tenue, 1875 nucleotides long. The record is from the annotation of a GenBank genome assembly. NCBI's taxonomy places the organism in Eukaryota, Viridiplantae, Streptophyta, Magnoliopsida, Malpighiales, Linaceae.